UUCAGUCUUAGAAAUUAAAAAUGGAAUAAUUAUAUUAUUUCAAAUGCAAUGGAUUUAGAAGGAGAAGAGUGUGGAUGCAGUCCAGUCCAGAUGCAGCCAGACUACUUGAAUGGUCAAGGUCAAGACAACUCAAGGUCAAUGCCUUAUUCACAACAUCGAGGACCAGACAUGGACAACUGUGAUUGGCCAAUCCAUGAACCAGAUCAACAUCAAGACACCAUUGAAGAGGGAGAAGAGUGUGGAAGCCACAGUGGAUCCAGUCCAAUCCAGAUGCAGCCAGACUACUUGGAUGGUCAAGGUCAAGACAACUCAAGGUCAAUGCUCCAUUCACAACAUCAAGGACCAGACAUGGACAACUGUGAUUGGCCAAUCCAUGCACCAGAUCAACAUCAAGACACCAUUGAAGAUAAGCAUCACAUCCAAAUCAAUGUGGACAAUCAAAGUGUAUACUUGGCUCACAACUACACAAAACAUCCUAUUGAAAUGAUUUGGAUCAAACCAGAGGAACUAAUUGAAGAAGAUGAUGAAGAAGAAGAACAGCAACAAUGUGGAGUAGAAAUUGGAGUGAGAAGUGAAGAAAUAAAGCAAGAUAGUGAUACCUGUCUGCAGAUUGAAAGCAUCUAUUCUCUCUGCUCAGAUAGACUGAAUUCUGACCCCUCUGCUCUUGAACAUAUAAAAGUUGAAACUGAAGAAGUUAAGGAGGAACACAUAUCUUUCAAAACAGACCAUUCAGAUAAAUUGAUGCAAAUUGAAGAUAUUUCAUCUGAGAAUUAUGAAAGUGGAAGUGUAUCAUCUGGACUGUGUAUACCAUACUUUGAGGAACGAGAAGGUUCAAGCUCCCAUAGGUCUGUUGAUGCAACACCUGGAAACACUAUAAUGGAAGAUCCUGAAAAAAUUGGCAAUGAGGUGGACUUACUAAUUGAAAAUGCAAGGAAGAAUGUAAUUGAUGCAGCAAGUGAUAGUGAAUUAACAAAGUAUCAGUCGUGUGAUGAAGCAUUCAGCAGCACUAGAGAAUUGAAUCUUCAUUGUAGAAUACACACAGCUGGAAAACAUGCUUGCAAAUUCUGUAACUACAAAACAAAAUGGAAAUCACAACUGAUCACUCAUCUAAGGACACACACAGGAGAAAGACCCUUCAGCUGUGAUUUGUGUGACUACAAAGCAAUACAGAAAACACAUCUUAUCGAACAUUUAAAAUCACACACAGGAGAAAGACCCUUCAGCUGUGAUUUGUGUAACUACAAAUCAAUACACAAAUCUAAUCUUAUUAGACAUUUAAAGUCACACACAGGAGAAAGACCCUUCAGCUGUGAUUUGUGUAACUACAAAUCAAUACACAAAUCUAAUCUUAUUAGACAUUUAAAGUCACACACAGGAGAAAGACCCUUCAGCUGUGAAUAUUGUGACUACAAAGCAACACAGAAAUCAGAUCUCAUCAGACAUUUUAAGUCACACACAGGAGAAAGACCCUUCAGCUGUAAUUUGUGUGACUACAAAGCAACACAGAAAUCAGAUCUCAUCACUCAUCUAAUGACACACACAGGAGAAAGACCCUUCAGCUGUGAAUAUUGUGACUACAAAGCAACAGGGAAAUCAAGUCUCAUCACUCAUCUAAGGACACACACAGGAGAAAGACCCUUCAGCUGUGAUCUGUGUGACUACAAAGCAACACGAAAAUCAACUCUCAUCCGUCAUCUAAUGACACACACAGGAGAAAGACCCUUUAGCUGUAAUUUGUGUGACUACAAAACAACACGUAAAUCAACUCUUAUCAGACAUUCAAAGUCACAUACCUGAGAAAAAUGCCUCUUGCGGUAAUUUCUGUGAAUAUGAAUCAAUAUAACAUAACAUAUACAUAAUUAUUAUAUUAUUCAUACAAAAGUUGCUAAUACUAAACUUAGUCCUUAUUAUGAUAUUCCACUAUAAUAAGAUGUGUGGGUGUGAUCAUUAUAGUCUUUUUCUAAAACAUGUAUAAAAAAUUUAUUUAGUAAUAAUAGUUAUAAAGGUUAGUUAUUAUAAUCAUAUAUUAUCCUUAUAAUGAUAUCCCACUAUAAUAAUAAGUUGCCGGGGUGAUCAUAAUAUUCUUUUCUAAAACAUGUAUAAAAAUUUAUUCAAUAAUUUCAGUUAUAAAGGUUGGUUAUUAGUUAGUUU
This is a messenger RNA of Nilaparvata lugens (brown planthopper), 2151 nucleotides long. RefSeq names its product zinc finger protein OZF-like. Bases 49 to 1797 code for a protein of 582 amino acids. Gene Ontology annotation, molecular function: RNA polymerase II transcription regulatory region sequence-specific DNA binding; DNA-binding transcription factor activity, RNA polymerase II-specific. The transcript is spliced from 3 exons. NCBI's taxonomy places the organism in Eukaryota, Metazoa, Arthropoda, Insecta, Hemiptera, Delphacidae. Gene Ontology annotation, biological process: regulation of transcription by RNA polymerase II. The record is from RefSeq and is a predicted model, not a curated record. Gene Ontology annotation, cellular component: nucleus.